Trichoderma asperellum CBS 433.97 is the source of this 2257-nucleotide messenger RNA. RefSeq lists its product as uncharacterized. The record is from RefSeq and is a predicted model, not a curated record. NCBI's taxonomy places the organism in Eukaryota, Fungi, Ascomycota, Sordariomycetes, Hypocreales, Hypocreaceae. Gene Ontology annotation, molecular function: oxidoreductase activity.
AGUAAAUCUCAUUCACAAAGCAACAAGAAGAAAUUUAAUACUCGGUCAAUGCGAAUUAUACCACUGUGAAAGAAGGUAAACCCAGUGCUUUUAGGAGCUGUAAUAGUUUCAUAUCUUCGCCCUCAUGGCUGUAUCAAUAUCAGGCCUUCGGGGAUGGCAUCCCGGGGAAGUUGCCAUGCAAUCGAAAUUAGGCUUUGCCGAGGCAAUGUCUUCUACAUGGCAGAAGAUCGAAGACAGAAUGCGCGAACAGCAUCGCAUUUUCCACACCGGCAAUUUACCUUUUAUUCCGAUAACUACCAUAGACGAUGAAGGGCGACCAUGGGCUUCACUUGUUGCUGGGGCCGAUGGAGAGAUUGGAUUCGUAGAGGGUCCUGAUCUAAAAACCCUCAUUGUAAAUGCUAGAUUGUGGCCCGGAGAGCCGUUGUUGGACACUCUCAAUAAAUGGGUUGAUGGGAAUGGCCAGAAUCCGACCUCACCAGAGAGAUAUUUGACCGCCGGCAUAGGAAUUGAGUUUCCCACCCGAAGGCGCAAUAAGUUUGCGGGAUAUAUUGAAGACGUAAAACGAAUCACAAAGUUGGAUUUUAGACUGAAUUUGCAGGUCAAUCAAACUACGGGAAACUGCCCGAAAUAUAUCAACACUAGACAACUUGUUGGCUGUAAAACCACCAACCCAUCCAUUGCAUACGAGAAACGGCACAUGACGCAGUUUGAGAGACUUCCGAAAGAAGUUAUCGAAUUCAUUACGAAUGCUGAUACCGUGUUUGUUGGAUCAGUCUAUAGAUCCGACCCAGCCACAGCAGCGAAAUUCCCCUCACAUACUGGAAUGAAUGCGCGAGGUGGAUUGCCAGGAUUCACGCGUGUCAGUCCAACCGACGGACGUUCAGUGGUCCUACCUGACUACUCCGGGAACAGGUUCUUGUCUAGUCUUGGAAAUGUUGAGUCGAGCAAACAGAUUGCUCUUACAAUUGUCUCAUUUACAACUGGCAACGUUCUAUAUCUCACCGGAACGGCGGAAAACCUUGUCGGCCCUCCCGCCCUCGAGGUAAUGGUUAAACACGCAAGCAUCACUGUGAUGAAAACAACAGGAUUCAUCUUCAUUCGAGACGCUCUUCCCGUACGACAACAGUUUGGCACAGAGGUUGAGCGCAGCCCAUACAGUCCUAAAGUCAAAUAUCUUGUUGAAGAACCCAAGGGCCAAGCAAGCGCCGGUGGUGUGCACAAGGCUACGCUAUCCAGCGCAACGCAACUCUCGCAUGACCUUGCUGUCUUUCGAUUCAAGGUUACUUCGAAGCCUGGCGCUGAACCAAUUAAAAUACGACCUGGACAAGCUAUCGCUUUAGACUUCAUGGAAUGGAUAGGCCCUCCGGCGUAUCAACAUAUGGCUAACUCUGCUCCUGGGUCGAUCAACGAUGAUAGAGUACGGACCUGGACUGUUUCAAGUACCCACGAGGAUCGGGAUGUCACUUGGUUCGAUCUAACGAUGCGUGAGAUGAAAGGAGGCGCAGUGACGGGGGCGUUAUUCGAUGUGUUGAGGCAUUCCUCAAAUAAGUGGGAAACGCCAAUAACAAUUACAGAAGAUGUUGUUUGCGAAGUUGUCGGUGUAACAGGCGACUUUUUCUUGGGGCAAGGCAACGUUAAUAUGCUCUGGGUUGCUGGCGGCAUUGGCAUCACUCCCUUCCUCGCCAUGCUCAGCGCGUUGUCUGAACGAAGAGCAAAAGAAAAUGGCGAUGUUGUACUUGCCUUAUCGACACGAGAACCCGAAAUGAUGCUGAAACUAGUCCAAGCUUCUCUCCGAAAUGCUCUUUUGAAGCUCAGGCUACGAAUCGACAUCUUCACAAGGCAGGACCACGUGGAUAUGGACGGCAUUGAUCAGGGCAACAUACGGAUUAAAAUACACAAGGGACGAAUAACACCGAAUUAUUUCCCCGAGGUGGCAAGCGAUAGAGACAUUUUAAUAUGUGGUCCAGGGGGAUUCGGCGAUUUGGCAAUGGACGGGCUGAGAGCCGCAGGUGUAUCGGACGAUAAAAUGUUGCGAGAAGGGUUUUAUUGAUAUGGAAACGAAGGGAAAAAGCAGGAUAUUCGGCGUUAUGGAAUGCAAGCGACAUGCGAGGGCAUAUGCAUUUCGUUAAAUUGAUGUUGAAUGAGAUGUAUGAGCUUUUGAAUAUAACUCUUAAUUUUUGAUUGUUAUCAUAGUUGCGUUCGGCACGAUAGCUUGGUCGCAGCUGACGAGGAUGGCCCCAAUGCUAUAGAACUUGCC